UGGCGGCUGCGAGGGCGAGACGACUGUUGAGGUCAACCACGGCGUGAAGAACGACGAAAUCGAGAUUUGGGUCACCGAGGUGCAGAUGGCGGGCCCGCUGUACGCGGGCUGCCCAGAGCAUGCGGCAAUGUGGGCGAAAGUUCUUCCUUCCAGGCCGCACGAGGAGCAGAUCUUCCGCGACGCCCAGAUUCCGCAGUUCUGCUGGACGGACAGGAAGAAGAUCUCCACCGACGGCCGCGACGAGAAGACGUCCAUCAAGUCGAAGAGUGAGUUGUCCUCGGGUGACUUCGCGAUGAUCCGCGGCGCCAUGGUCAACCAGCCGCUGGGGGAGGGCGCGCCCUCCAGCUCGGCCGCGGGCUCGGCAGGUGGCCCCAGCGGCCUCGGCUCGCCAGAGGAGAAGAGCUCGGUGCACGAGCUGAACGACGAGGAGAAAGCCAAGCAGCUCAAGAGAGCGCAGCUGGAGGCCAAGAAAAAGGCCAAGGAGGCGAAGCAGGCGGAGGAGGACGCCAAGGACCCCGAGGGCAAGGUCUGGCGCGAGAGCAAGGAGAAGUUCGACAAGGCGCUGAAGGACGCCAAGGGCUUCGCCUUGGCGGCGAGCAGCGCGCUCGCGGAGGUCCCGACCGUGUGCAAGGAGGUGGUUGCCAAGGGCUACCCUGUUGCGCUCAAGGACUGGUUGACGAAGAGCGCAGUGGAGCAGAGGAAGAUCGUCGACGAGUUCCUCCUGCAAGUCUACACGCCCAACAAGACCAAGCUCGGGGAGAUGACCCGCGACAACACGUCGUCGGCCAGCAUCGACGCGUUGACGGACAAGAUCGCGAAGGCGACCAAGGAGAAGAAG
Prorocentrum cordatum is the source of this 838-nucleotide messenger RNA. NCBI's taxonomy places the organism in Eukaryota, Dinophyceae, Prorocentrales, Prorocentraceae. The record is from the annotation of a GenBank genome assembly.